AUGGUCAAGCUCCCAUCACCAUUCGCCGAGAUUCCUCGGGUACAGUUACUUUUCGACCGGCCCUCAGACAUCGAGCGAUUAUCUUGCCUCAGCUCAUCUAUAGAUGGGGGUGCAAACUUAUGGAUAGCCCGCGAGGAUCGUAAUUCGGGCCUUGCUUUUGCCGGAAAUAAAGUACGCAAGCUCGAAUAUGUCUUAGCGGAUGCCCUCGCGCAGGGUGCCGAUACCCUUGUGACUACGGGUGGAUUACAGUCAAACCACAUGUGUCAAACUUCUGCUGCAGCAGCUCGUCUUGGUCUCAAGGUUGCUCUUUAUCCAGCCAAUCGUGUUGCAUCUGAGGACGCUGAGUACAAGUAUCUCGGCAACAUCCAAGCAAACUCAAUUCUAGGCGCUGAGACCUUCACCCCAGACACCAGCGAAGAGACUGUGACCCAAAUUCUCAAAGAUCGCGGGCAAAAGCCUUAUUCAAUCCCAGCUGGCGCGAGCACGCAUCCUCUGGGAGGCUUGGGCUAUGCUCGCUGGGCAUUUGAACUGCUUGAACAAGAGGUAAAGCUCGGCGUUACGUUUGACGUCAUAGCUCUUGUUGCGGGUUCUUGUUCCACGCUCGGAGGUAUACUCGCAGGCCUCAAGUUGGCGCAAAAGCAUGGUAUUACAGGGUCCAAGAAACAUCUCAUUGGAUUUUCGGUAUUGCAUCCGAAGGAGGAGGAUGUCGUUGAAAAGGUAUUGAGCAUAGCAAAGAACGCAGCGUCAAAGAUUGGCGUGUCCCCGGAUGAGAUCACGGAAGACGAUUUUGAAAUUGAUGCUUCUUAUAUCGGGGAAGGAUACGGACAGGUCAAUGAAAGCACCGCUGAUGGGAUGAAGGAGCUAGCAAGGGCGGAGGGUAUUCUGACUGAUCCUGUCUAUACGGGUAAGGCUUUCAACGGGCUGCUUCAUACAGCCAAGAGCGGCGGACUGAAAGACAAGAAUGUUCUCUUUAUUCAUACGGGGGGGCAGGCCGUUCUUGGAGCUUAUCCGCAUGUGAGAUAG
Fusarium mangiferae is the source of this 1023-nucleotide messenger RNA. Its product is annotated as putative ACC deaminase. NCBI's taxonomy places the organism in Eukaryota, Fungi, Ascomycota, Sordariomycetes, Hypocreales, Nectriaceae. The record is from RefSeq and is a predicted model, not a curated record. Bases 1 to 1023 code for a protein of 340 amino acids. Gene Ontology annotation, molecular function: D-cysteine desulfhydrase activity. The transcript is spliced from 2 exons.